Thlaspi arvense is the source of this 756-nucleotide messenger RNA. Lineage: Eukaryota; Viridiplantae; Streptophyta; Magnoliopsida; Brassicales; Brassicaceae. The record is from the annotation of a GenBank genome assembly.
AUGUCUUCGUUGGGAGAACAACAAGCUGUCCAACAUUUCAUCCAUGUCCAUCCAGUAACGAAGGUUGAAGGGUUUGGCGGGUUCAAAUGCAAUGGCUGCAAAACCUACGGCUUUGGGAAGACGUACCGUUGCAUACCUUGCAACUACGAUCUUCACGAGUACUGCGCCACGUGUCCCCCUACCCUCCUCAGCUUUCUGCACCCAGAGCACGAGCUCCAGUUAGUCUUUAAAGGACCAGCGCAGACGCCCCAGGACAGACGUGGCUGCAACAUCUGCCACGAACUAGCCGAGGGGCUCUAUUACCAGUGCGAGCCUUGCGGCUUCGAAGUGCAUCCACUUUGCUCACAGCUGCCUAAGAAAGUGACCCACGUGCCUCACCGGACUCAUCCCUUAGAGCUGAGUCAUAUGGGAGCAAGCAACAUGUGCAUGGUCUGCCAGGGUGCGAUCCGGUCUUGGCGGUACAAGUGUGGUCCAUGCCGGUUCGAUGUUCACAUGGCAUGUGUUAAUUCGUCUGCUUCAGCGGCGAGAAGCAUUCAGCAAACGAGUUCCGGGCCGCAAGCGUGUGUUCCACCUUCGCAGUAUCACCAACCUUGUCACAAUCAUGUAUGUGGGUGCGGACAUACAAAUCAAGGAGAGCAACAGUCGGGUUCGAGCACAGGACAGACAAUGUUCAGCACUUUGUUGUCUCUAUCGGUUGAGUGUAUCCCCGAUCUGAUCAGUAGUACGGCUUGCGCAGCCCUUACCGGCGGCUGUUGA